Synchytrium microbalum is the source of this 1242-nucleotide messenger RNA. RefSeq lists its product as uncharacterized. NCBI's taxonomy places the organism in Eukaryota, Fungi, Chytridiomycota, Chytridiomycetes, Synchytriales, Synchytriaceae. The coding region runs from base 1 to 1242 and encodes 413 amino acids. The record is from RefSeq and is a predicted model, not a curated record. The transcript has 8 exons. Gene Ontology annotation, molecular function: hydrolase activity.
AUGUCGCAAAAAAACACGAGUUUUCCUAGAUUUCCGUUGAGUGCAGAGGCUGCUAGAGCCAACAAGAAGCUUGAUUUUGAUGGUAAACCUUUCACAUCUUUUGUACAUUUUGGUGGAUUUAUCUGGUUACAAUCAACAAUUGCUAGGGACUUGAAAACCUUGCCACGCCCAUCAAAUGUCCACCUGCACUUCCCAUUUGAAAAGUUCGGUUUCGAGGCCUUGGUCAAGCCACUACCUCCUGCCCCUCCUGGUUAUCAACCACCCGUCCCAUUCGAAGUGUUGGCCGAAAACCUUCGCCACGAUCUCAUUUUCUUUGGUACCCCACAAGCUAUUAUGAACACGUUCCUUCCCUCCGAUUUGUUGUCGAUGGUCGAAGAAGCUGGCGUCAGAUUAGCUGGAUCAGUUCAUCUACAAGCUGGUUGGGAGCAAGGACCACUUGGCGAAGUGGGAGAGACCAAAUGGCUUCAGGAAGAAGUAAAUGCUCCUAGUAAAGGACAGGUUGCGACUGGGAUUGUUGGAAUGGUCGAUUUGCUCAACAAUACGCCUGAAACUGUACGGGCGCAACUGAAGGCUCAUUUCCAGUAUUCGGCCUUCAGAGGAAUUCGAUACAUCCUAGCUCAUCCGCGAGCUGGCAUGAACGACUUUACAUUCAAUCCUAGAGACAAUUUAGUAGAUGACCCUACAUUCCUAAAAAACUUUGCUGUCUUGGAGGAAUUCGGUGCCGAGUUUGAUUUGUAUUGCUACGGUCAUCAGUUACAUCAGGCAAUCAAAUUAGCUAAAAAGUUCCCGAAUAUUCGUAUGGCGCUCAACCACUUUGGCACACCAAUCGAUGUUGCCAAUGACAAGAAAGUAUACAAUAAAUGGGUGGAAGACAUGAGAGAACUAUCUAAAUGCCCAAACGUGUACUGCAAACUGUCUGGGUUGAUGGUACCACUAGGAUUCCGCGAAUUCUUGUAUAAGAAACCAUGGAAUACUGCUGGUCCCACGGCACGUGAAAUUGCUGACUCGGUAUAUGGCGAUAUGAUCAAAACGACUGUGAAGCUGUUUGGUGUUGAGCGAUGCUUCUUUGGAUCCAACUUCCUCGUGGACUGGGCCUCUGCUAGAUAUGGCGAGUUGCUAGCUAGCUAUGUCCUUUCAUUGGAGGAUAUGGGUGUUACAUCAAAAGCAGAUUUGCGCAAGAUCUUUAGAGAGAAUUGCGCCAGGUUCUACAAGUUGACUUUAACCGAUGAAGCUAAGCUUUAA